Molecule: messenger RNA, 996 nt
Organism: Saxophila tyrrhenica
Lineage: Eukaryota; Fungi; Ascomycota; Dothideomycetes; Mycosphaerellales; Extremaceae
Exons: 1
Coding region: 1-996 (331 amino acids)
Source: RefSeq, a predicted model, not a curated record
AUGGCUACCAGAAGGCCUCGCAUCAACCUCAUCCUCGACUUCGACGGCACUAUGACCAGGGAAGACACAACCUCUAUCAUCGGCAGCCGGGUGCUUGCCAAAGCACGAGAACUCGCACAGCCUGGUGUCGCUGAAGACAAACUACCAAAGCCGAUGCAGUUCUACAGCGAACGGUAUAUGGACGAUUACCGACGAUGGAAGGAUUCUCAUCCAUGUCCGGUAAAGGAGCGCUGGAGUGUAGAGGAUGAAGUGGCGUAUCUCUCGCAAUCGAAACUGGUGGAGCAGGAGAGCUUUCUGCGCGUUCGAGAGGCGGUGCUUCGGACGCCGGGGAGGGUGGCGGAGCUUGAGAGGGAUGAUGCAGUGAGAGAUGAGUUCAUGAUGGAGGCGGGGAGGGAUAGUGUGAGGGGUGGUGAAGUGCAGAUCCGGGAGGCGGAGAUUUUGGAGAAGAUGAUCGCUCUUGCUGAGCAGGAUGGUAAUGAGUGGAGUGUUGUGAGCGUGAGUUGGAGUCGGCGGUUCAUCCUUGGUGCCCUUCUCGAGGCCGGGGUGUUACAUCCAGGUCGGAUGGAUGAGGUAGUGAAGCGGGUCUACUGCAACGAGUUGCUCGCCCCUCUACCGCUGGAUAAGAAUGGAGAGCCUGAAAUCACCUGCACGGCGAAAGAUAAGCAGGACGUGCUCUCUGGCCUGCUUGCCAAUUGGAAGCACGACAGCGACAACAUACCAAUAUACGUCGGCGACAGCACGACAGACAUCGGGUGCCUUCUCGGCCCAGCGAUCGGGAUGUACCUCACUUCGGGCAAAGCAGAGGAUGCCGUCUUGCAGACUUUUGCGCAAUUGAAUGUCGAGAGUACUCGGAUAGAAGACUUGCCUACAGAGGAUGCACCCAGGAAGCUGCUCGAGAUGCGUGGGAAGCUGGAGGCGCAGGGUAAGCCUGGCCAUAUCGUAUGUACAAUCACUAGUCUAGAGCAGCUCUAUACCUGGCUCACAAGCCUUCAAUGA